This is a messenger RNA of Doryrhamphus excisus (bluestripe pipefish), 4079 nucleotides long. Its product is annotated as TGF-beta receptor type-2-like. Lineage: Eukaryota; Metazoa; Chordata; Actinopteri; Syngnathiformes; Syngnathidae. Gene Ontology annotation, biological process: cell surface receptor protein serine/threonine kinase signaling pathway; cellular response to growth factor stimulus; protein phosphorylation. Gene Ontology annotation, cellular component: plasma membrane; signaling receptor complex. The record is from RefSeq and is a predicted model, not a curated record. Gene Ontology annotation, molecular function: ATP binding; transforming growth factor beta receptor activity, type II; metal ion binding.
UCGUUAGUGGUAGCAUAAAAAUGCAUUGAAGAGUUAAAAAAAAACACUGUUUACAAAGUAACAAAGUUAAGACUCCAUGACGAGUUUCCUGUGAGCUGAACUCCUGCCAGGACAUUACAGAUACACGUCACGUGACACGAGCACGUGCCUAGUAAGUGAAAAUAAGUGCGCUUCUCGUCAAUGGACGUUGGCGCUCGUCGUACCUGCCUAGGAAGUGCGCUAUGUGCUCCUGACAGUGGUCCAGGUAGCCGCUGCCGUGCAGGGUGGAGUUGGACACUAGUAGCAGUCUCCUGUUCAUUGUCGGUGAAGUCCAGCUGCCUCUUACCCGAAUGUCAUGUGCGGUCAUGUGACCAGCGCAGCAAAGUUCUAGUGGGGAGAGGAAGUCAGCGAUUGACCAAUCACAAAGGAGGAUCAUAUUUUUUUUCAAAUCCAGGUUCAUACGUCAUUUGGAGGGUGUUCUUAAUGAAGUGACUGAUUUGCUGACCCAAUAGUUUUUCUCGUUCGUGUUUUAUCGGCAGGCGAUGACGUCACAAGCGGCGCCUCUGAAAGAGCGGUGGGCGGGGCUUAGUACCCACAUCUGGAUGAAAAACAUCUGGACAGCUCGGUCCGCGUCCAUGACGCUCUCUCAAUCCGUCCAGGUACCGGACACACACCGAGCGACGUCCGAACGUCCCGGAAGACGAUGGCUCGGUUCCGGACCAUUUUGCUGACGGCUGUGGUCCUCCUGAGCGUCUCGGCAGUGAUGUCUCUGAGCCAUCUCAACUUCAACCUGUGUAAGUGGUGCGAAACGUCCAGUCCGGCGUGCCAGGAUGACAUCUGCCUUUCCAACUGCUCCUUGUCCUCCUACUGCACUUCCCUGGAGGAGAUCUGCGUCUCCAUAUGGAGGAAGACAAAUGGCACGGCGACAGUGCACACCAUGUGUCACAACCCCGCGCUGCCGCUAGAAGGUGUGGAGGUGGGGCUUCUGCGCAACAUCACUUCCAGGGAGUGUCAUAUGGUGGGGCAGCCAGCAGAAGUAGGCGUGGCCAUGGUGUGCGCUUGCCGUGGCGAACACGAAUGCAACGACAAGCUGAUCUUUGCAGACGGCUUCUCCAGGUUACAGAGCAAAGAUGUGGCCCCUGUGGUGGCUGCUAGCCUGCUCCUGCCCCUCCUGCUGGCUGCCGUCGCCACAGUCGUCUUCUGUUUCCAUCGCACACGCCACCAAGGCAAACACGGCUGCCCAGCCCACUUCUGGUGGCCCGCCAAAACCAACGUGGACCGUCCUUGUGUGGGCCAACUAGAGAGCAGUGUCCAAAGAGAGGAGUUGACUGCCAAGGUGGCACCACUUCACAGUAAUGUGGGUGGGCCACUACCCAUCAAGCUGGAGGCACUGCUGGGCAAAGGCCGCUUUGCCGAGGUCUGGAGGGCGUGUCUGCUUCCGGGCGACACGGUAGCAGUCAAAGUGUUUCCCGGCGCAGAAUAUGCCUCGUGGAGAAACGAGUGUGCCAUCUUGUCUGAUCCCGAGCUGAAACACGAUAAUGUUGUUGGAUUCCGUGCAGCCGAAGUCCGGGGUCCAGUGGGUCACGCUAUGACCGCAUACUGGCUGGUCUUGACCUAUCAUGACCGCGGAAACCUGCAAGACUUCCUUGUGACUAAUGUCCUCAGCUGGGAGGAACUAAUUACCAUGGCAACCAGCAUUGCCCGCGGCUUGGCUCACCUUCACAGUGACACCACGCCCAAUGGGUCACCCAAGGUGCCUGUGGCUCAUCGGGAUGUGAAGAGCAGCAACAUUGUGCUGAAGAAGAAUGGGGAAUGUGUUCUGUGUGACUUCGGCCUGGCACUCAAACUGGACUUGUCCCUCACGGUGGACGACUAUGCUAACAGUGGACAGGUGGGCACGGCUCGCUACAUGGCUCCAGAGGUUCUGGAGUCCAGAGUGAACCUGGAUGAUGUGGAGGCCUUUAAGCAGAUGGAUGUUUACUCCAUGGCUCUGGUCCUCUGGGAGAUGGCUUCCCGAUGCCACACCAUCGGAGAGGUGAACAACUAUGAGCCAGCGUUUGGCUCCAAAGUGUGCGAGCAUCCAUGCGUUGACAGCAUGAGAGACCUGGUGCUGAGGGACCGACGGCGACCUGACAUUCCAACCGCCUGGACGCAGCAUCAGGGAAUGAACGUCUUCUGCUCCACCGUGGUGGAGUGCUGGGAUCACGACCCUGAGGCCCGGCUGACGGCACCCUGUGUGCUGGAGCGCUUCACCACCCUGCAACGAGAAGAGGCAGAAACAGCGAACAGGUCAGAAGGUCACGAAAGUGGAGCAAAAACGUCAGAGGACGUCAGCUAUGUUGAAAGCGUACCUCCUCUGUGAUUCCAUGAAGACAUUUUUGUGCAGGCCGCUGGUCUCCACCUGGUGACCAGGUAAGCAUGCCUGAUGUCGUCACUGACAGCAGAAGUCAUGUGACGCUGUGACUUCAACAUCAACAAACAAUCUUGUGAUCCUUUCUUGCCAACUCUGCUGACCUAACACAUUUUUUCUACCUAAAAUGGUCAAGGGGAGGCAUCCCAGUACAUCACUUACAGCAUGUGAAGCAACAGGAAGUGGCUUCUCCAACAGGGUCAACAUCAAACAGUGCUGCUCUAUCUGCUGGCUAUGCUUUUUGUGUCUAAUUGCACUAAGAAGCCUGGACAGACAGACUGUUUGCUGCUUUAGUUGGAAAGAAAAAAACAGAAAUCAUGCACUAAAAAAGCCGACCAGUGACAUGUUUGUGGUGUGCGCUGCCCUUGACGCAAGGUUAGAAAUUCUUUGAAGGUGCACAUCAAGCUCAGCCAGACGGUUUGGAGGGGGCGGCGUUCGUCAGGCACCAUUUGUAGUAUCAUGCAGGCUUAAUUCCCAAACCCAGCUCUUAACCUUUCUACCAAUACAGCCAUAUUGUGGAUUGUAACCCCUGACCCCUUAAUCCUACCCCAACCCAGAACCCUAACCCCUUAAUCCUACCCCAACCCAGAACCCUAAACCCUUAAUCCUACCCCAACCCAGAACCCCAAACCUUUAAUCCUACCCAAACCCAGAACCCUAAACCGUUAAUCCUACCCCAAAACAUAACCCUAACCCCUUAAUCCUACCCCAACCCAGAACCCUAACCCCAUAAUCCUACCCUAACCCCUUAAUCCUACCCCAACCCAGAACCCUAACCUCUUAAUCUUAUCCCAACCCAGAACCCUAACCCCUUAAUCCUACCCCAACCCAGAACCCUAACCCCUUAAUCCUACCCCAACCCAGAACCCUAACCCCUUAAUCCUAUCCCAACCCAGAACCCUACCCCCUUAAUCAUAUCCCAACCCAGAACCCUAACCCCUUAAUCCUACCCCAACCCAGAACCUUAAACCCUUAAUCCUACCCCAAACCAUAACCCUAACCCCUUAAUCCUACCCCAACCCAGAACCCUAACCCUUUAGUCCUACCCUAACCCCUUAUCCUACCCCAACCCAUAACCCUAACCUCUUAAUCUUAUCCCAACCCAGAACCCUGACCCCUUAAUCCUACCCCAACCCAUAACCCUUACCUCUUAAUCUUAUCCCAACCCAGAACCCUAACCCCUUAAUCCUACACCAACCCAGAACGCUAGCCCCUUAAUCCUAGCCCAACCCAUAACCCUAACCCCUUAAUCUUAUCCCAACCCAUAACCCAAACCCCUUAAUCUUAUCCCAACCCAGAACCCUAACCCCUUAAUCCUAUCCCAACCCAGAACCCUAACCCCUUAAUCCUACCCCAACCCAGAACCCUAACCCCAAACCAGCUAACUAAUUCUACCAACACAGCACAGAGCCCAAACUGAUAAGCUGCUGGGCACCCAGUACAGAUUAUGUGCUAUGUGAAGCACUACACCACCUGUGACCCCAGACCUUUGACUGUCUCACAUAGUGGUCCAGUGGGUAGCGAACAAAACCAGAUGCGUGAUUAUUUAUAUGGAUAAAAGCUAAAUGGAGAUAAUAAACAUUUACAGAACAUGACUCAGCAAAUCAUUUCAACUUUAUUUUGUUUGUCAGCAGAAGAAUUUGGACAGUGACAUUGAAUAAAACAUGUGAAGGUUUGUAUAUGGAUGUUU